GGAAAUGGGGAAAGUGGAGCGCGCCAAGAUUUUGCCGGCUAGGGUUUCCCCUCCUCCUUCCUCUUCUCUACCGCCGUUCGUCUCACCGGCCAGCAGCAGCAGCAGCGCGAGGAUCCAUGGCGGGGGAGGCCAAGGAGCCGGAGGCGGCCGCCCAGGGCGAGGGGUCCAAGCCCAAGACCAAGGCCAAGAAGCCUAAGGCUGCGGCCGCGGCCGCCGAGGAGGGGGAGGGGGCCAAGGCCAACAAGGCCAAGAAGCCUAAGCCCGCGGCUGCGGCUGCCGAGGAGGGGGAGGGGUCCAAGGCCAAGAAGCCUGCGGCCGCGUCGGUGCCGGCGAUGGCGGAGGCGGAGGUGGAGGAGCUGCCCAAGGCCAUCGUGCGGCGGCUGGUCAAGGACAAGCUGGCCCGGGCCGCGUCCGGCGGCGAGGGGGCAGAGGGAGGGGCCGAGGUGAUUGUGAACAAGGACGCCAUGGCCGCCUUCGCCGAGAGCGCCCGCAUCUUCAUCCACUACCUCUCCGCCACGGCCAAUGAUGUGUGCAAGGACGGAAAGAGGCAGACGAUCAACGCCGAGGACGUCUUCAAGGCGCUCGAUGAGAUUGAGUUCCCCGAGUUUGUGGAGCCCCUGAGGACUGCUCUGGAAGAGUUCAGAAGCAGAAACGCAGCCCGGAAGCCAGCAUCAGGCAAAAAGCAAUCCGAAAAGAAGAGGAAACUGGAUAAAGAGGCAGUGCCCGAAGAGCAAAAUGGUGCAGCCGAUGAAGCCAAUGCGGGGGAGGAUUAGUUUUUCUGACCUUAUGAUAGGCUGAAUCUGAAUCACAUUAGCAGUAUACUGUCCCUUGUGCUCUCUUUCGUGAUGUCUCUAGAUGCAGAACUGCUGUGUACUUGGUAUCAUGAUGUAUGCAGUGACUCAUGUUUUCGUCCCAAACAUCGUCAGCUAUGCUAGCUCAAAUUAGAAACCUCUUCUUGGUGCUAUUUAAAUUACCACCUUUGGUGAAA
Molecule: messenger RNA, 988 nt
Organism: Triticum aestivum (bread wheat)
Lineage: Eukaryota; Viridiplantae; Streptophyta; Magnoliopsida; Poales; Poaceae
Product: DNA polymerase epsilon subunit 3
Exons: 3
Coding region: 117-773 (218 amino acids)
Biological process (GO): DNA damage response; leading strand elongation; heterochromatin formation
Cellular component (GO): epsilon DNA polymerase complex; CHRAC
Molecular function (GO): chromatin DNA binding; protein heterodimerization activity
Source: RefSeq, a predicted model, not a curated record